This is a messenger RNA of Suillus subaureus, 438 nucleotides long. RefSeq lists its product as uncharacterized. The coding region runs from base 1 to 438 and encodes 145 amino acids. The transcript has 2 exons. The record is from RefSeq and is a predicted model, not a curated record. Lineage: Eukaryota; Fungi; Basidiomycota; Agaricomycetes; Boletales; Suillaceae.
AUGGUCUCUGCACCAACCCACACCAUCAAUCCAACUGUGAAUAGCACCAGCACAACAAACAUUGGCUCUCAUCCACUCCCUGAGAAGGGCCUGGACAUCCCAAACCUUCUUGUGUGGUGCACUGAUGGGAGCUAUGCUCCCAAGAAGGACUCCUGGAAGUACAUCGUCCAGCACUGGACAGAAGCUGAUCCUGGAUGUGGCUUGCAUGUGGCCCUUGGAGACUGGCUAGCUGAAUGGCUCAGGGAGAAGAACAGAGCCAUCUUCAGCUCGAAGUACCACCAGUGUACUAUGAUCGCACUGGAAUUUCUUUAUCAGUACCAGGCAAAUGAGUCAGCAUUCCUUGCUGCAUAUCCAGAACAUACCGAAGGUCACACCGCCCUGUUCAAUGCAAUCAAGCAUGCCAAGAAGAGCCAUGGGAAGAUCAUCCCCUGCAAGUAG